This is a messenger RNA of Hydra vulgaris (swiftwater hydra), 1663 nucleotides long. RefSeq lists its product as uncharacterized. NCBI's taxonomy places the organism in Eukaryota, Metazoa, Cnidaria, Hydrozoa, Anthoathecata, Hydridae. The record is from RefSeq and is a predicted model, not a curated record.
UUUUGACAUUUAGCAUUGCAAUGCGUAUUUUAUUGUCUGAAAAUGAUGAAUUUCGUAAUUACUAUCUUGAUUAUGCUUACAAUUUAUUAGUAUAUUUUUGCAGAAAAGCCAAAUUUUUAUACGGAAAUACGUUUUGUGUAUACAAUGUUCAUUGUAUUAUACAUGUUCAUGAUGAUGUAAAAAAUUUUGGGUGUUCUUUAAAUAAGUUGUCUUCAUUUCCUUUCGAAAAUUAUAUGCAAACAUUAAAGAAGUAUAUAAAAAACUCCAAAAGUCCUAUUGUGCAAAUAGCAAAACAGCUUUCUGAGUUGGAGAAUUUACAUUUUAUGAAAAAUACAAAAACCCUGGUCAAUAAAGUUAGUAUUCGUUUUCGUGACUCCUUAUUUUUAUUAGAAGACAGCACUUUCUGUUUUGUUAAAGAGAUAGAUGGAGAAAAUUGUAUAUGUGAUACCUUUAAGAAUGAUCAACUUGUAUCCUUGUAUAAAAGUCCUAUUGAUUCUAAGGAAUUAAAUGUUGGUAUAAUAGAUAUGAAAAAGAUUCGUUUUUGUCAAAAAAUGUUAUCCUUGGUUAAGUUAAAUAUGGCAAGCAAAACUGUUAAAAAUAAGUUACUUUGGACAAGAGUUGUGUGGGAAGAAAAAGUUGGUUCUCAAUUUGAAGAUGUAAUUCCAGCCCAUUGGGUAAAUGAAAAUAAGUGCGUGGUAUUUUGGCCGUCAACUAUGUCAGCCCAAAGAGCCAUUUUGGAACAAAUUAGCGUUGACAAAACAUGGAGAAAGUUUAAAUGGAUUAAAACUAAAAUUGUGGAUGAAGAUAAACAGCUAUGUCUUGAUUAUAAUUUUACUUCUGGAGCAGAGCAAUGUAGCUCAGAGGAGGAAAUAGGUUUGGAAAAUGCUGCAGGAAUCAUUACUAGUGUCGAACCCGAACUUCCUAAACCGCCAAUAAUCACUUUCAAGGAAAAUAAAAAAUCUCACGUUGUAGAUUUUCAUACCAAUCAUACAGAGUCUAGAGUAUCAGUAAAAACAAAAAGACAUACAAGUCCCUUUGAAUUUACAACAGGAACGUCAAUUAAAAGAUCUAAAAAUGAAGCAAAAGACUUGCCAAUUGCUAAGGAAGAAAUUAUUAACUUUGUGGCUUCAAAAGACAACAAAGAUGAAUUUUCUAUGUCUGAAGAAAAAUAUCGAAAGCAAUCCCUAAAGUUGUUAAUAGAAAUUAGAGAUGGGAUUAACCGAUUAUUAAACACACCGAAUGUCAGUGGAGCUAUCAAUAUAGUUAAAGUUAAUGACAUUUCAGAACUAUAUGCUGCAAAUGAUGAAUUGAAAGAUGCAGCAGUAAGGAGAAAUGCUAUAGAAAUGUUAAAAUGUGUAGGGGGAAAUGAUUGUGGCGAAAUGGUGCGCAAUAUUUUAGACAGGUUAUUUAGCAUUUCUGUAAUGUCGAAAAUGAACAUGAAAGGGUCAUCUAGACAAGGGGAAGCAAAGAUAGCAUUUAAGAAUUUAGAAUUCUUUAGUUUGAUUCAAGAGGUAGUCACCAGGCAAUUCAAUAACGUUUCAACAAAAGCACUUACAGCAGCUAUAGGAAAUAAGCUAAAAAAUGCCCCUGGACAACUAAAACGCGACCAAGCAUCAAGUUGAAAAUGUUGUAUUGUGAUUGAAUUAAAUAUUGAUUUGAUAUA